CUCCAUUCCUGACGCUGACGUCGUGAACCCGUGACGGAAUCGCUUUGGCAGCCCAACCAAUCUCCUCUUGCUCCUGGCUAGCGAGUACGUUGUUGCGUGCGUUGACUUGCAUUGGCGGCUCUGCUCCUCCUCCUCCUCUCUUGUCUUCUGUCUGUGAAGAGCGGCCGGCGGCCAAUGGAGAGCGGCGUCACGUCGCCAUUGCUGCCGCAGGAGGAGAAGGUGUACCACCGGGGCUGCCCUGGCUGUGCAAACGACCGGAGGAAGGAGCUCCAGGAGGGCUUGCCGUACAAGGAGUUCUUGUACGUCUGGAUCAUCUGCCUCGCCACUUCUCUACCGGUGUCAUCAUUAUUCCCCUUCUUGUAUUUCAUGAUAAGAGACUUGCAUGUUGCAAAAAGAACAGAAGACAUUGGAUUCUAUGCCGGAUUUGUGGGUGCUUCAUUUAUGCUUGGUAGAUGCUUGACUUCAACUGUGUGGGGAAUAGCAGCAGAUCGGUUUGGGAGGAAGCCAAUUGCCAUACUUAGUGUUUUCUCUGUGGUCAUAUUCAAUACUUUAUUUGGUCUUAGUACUAAUUAUUGGAUGGCAAUAGCUACAAGAUUUCUCCUUGGUGCUUUAAAUGGUUUGCUUGGGCCAAUUAAGGCUUACUCUAUCGAAGUUUGCAGACCUGAACAUGAAGCAUUGGGAAUAUCACUUGUCGGCACAGCUUGGGGAAUAGGUCUGAUCAUUGGGCCUGCUUUAGGAGGCUACCUUGCACUGCCUGCAGAAAAAUUUCCAAAAGUAUUUUCGCCUGACUCAUUCUUCGGGAGGUUCCCGUACUUUUUGCCAUGCUUAUGCACCUCACUCUUUGCUACUGUUGUUCUUGUGAGCUGCAUAUGGAUGCCGGAGACAUUACACAAGCACAAAGUUCACCAGAAUGAAAGUAAAAAUGAUGAAGCUUUGGAGGCCCACCAGAGUGACUACAAAGAGAAGGAUGAACAAAUUUCAAGUUUGGAUGGCAAGAAGAGUUUAUUCAAGAAUUGGCCCUUUAUGUCAUCCUUAAUUACUUAUUGUAUAUUUUCCUUUCAUGAUAUGGCUUAUUCAGAGGUGUUCUCUUUAUGGACUGAAAGUGAUAAGAAGUAUGGUGGGCUCAGUUUAUCGUCUGAGGCUGUAGGUCAAGUGCUCUCAAUUACAGGUGUCAGUCUUCUUAUAUAUCAACUCACUGUAUAUCCUCGUACUAAUAAAAUUCUUGGACCUAUCAAGACGUCUCGAGUUGCAGCUACUCUGUGCAUACUUAUUCUCUUUGGGUAUCCCUACAUGACAUAUCUGUCAGGAACUGGACUAUCCAUCAUUUUGAAUAUUGCAUCGAUCUUGAAAAUCAAUCUUGCUGCUACCAUCAUUUCGAGCAGUUUCAUCCUUCAGAAUAAUGCUGUGCCUCAAGACCAAAGAGGAGCUGCAAAUGGACUGUCAGUCACAGUAAUGUCCCUAUUCAAGGCAAUUGCUCCUGCAAUUGCAGGCACUGUGUUUUCUUGGGCACAAGCACGGCAGCAUACUUUCUUCUUUCCAGGUGAUCAGAUGGUGUUUUUUCUUCUGAAUGUCAUCGAGUUUCUUGGAAUUAUGCUCACAUUCAAGCCCUUCAUGGCCGCACCAGAGUCCAGAGCAGCAUAAUACUUAGGAAUUAGUCUUUUUUUUCUCCUCCUGUUUUUUUAGUUGAAGGGGAACAUUGAAUCAUUCAGAUCGAUCAUGGUGCAUGCAUAUGAUUUGUCGAGGGUUCUUCAAAAAAAAUAUGAUUUGUCGAGAUUACCAACUAGGCAAAUUUUAGUCGGUGCUCGCUAAACUGGGAUGUCAUUGUUAUAGCAAUCUACCAGUUUAGCAUGGGAUAAAAAAAAUACGUGGCCAUCAUCCCAUCAA
This is a messenger RNA of Sorghum bicolor (sorghum), 1884 nucleotides long. RefSeq names its product protein ZINC INDUCED FACILITATOR-LIKE 1. Lineage: Eukaryota; Viridiplantae; Streptophyta; Magnoliopsida; Poales; Poaceae. The coding region runs from base 175 to 1641 and encodes 488 amino acids. The transcript is spliced from 17 exons. The record is from RefSeq and is a predicted model, not a curated record. Gene Ontology annotation, biological process: transmembrane transport. Gene Ontology annotation, molecular function: transmembrane transporter activity.